GCAGCCUUGCUGAGAUUCUACCUAUCCCUCUCGGCGUGGGGAUUCAACCUCUCAGGCUUACGGCCGUCUAGCGUGUGGUGCUUAACUGGCGUUGAUAUCAGCUUGCAUUAUAUGAUCUAUCGUCCUGGGUUCUCUCCGGCGUGCUUGGAGAAUGCCUCUUCACAUCAUCAUCGGGUCCUGUUGUGGGGGUAUGGAGUUAAGUGCUUCUUGAGUGCCUUGAGCGAGUUUCCAAAUGCAGGAAGAGACGAGGCCAAGCCGAACCGCCUGCAGUUCCCAAGAGCAAUCCGUGUACGUACGGAGCUGCGGACUUCACGAGAUCACGCCAGUAUUCUGCCAAUUAUUUGGUGGUAUUAUUGUUUUCUAUGGCUUGAGCCCUCUUGGGUAUUCCUGUGCGCCUCUCGAUCGAUCUUUCACGCUCCCGUUCUCCCAGGAAACUCUCUGUGCAUAAACGGUAACAGAAACAGCUACCGUCCGCAGCCUCGGGAGCAGAGACGCACGAAAUAAACGUGGCCUCGCGUUUGUGUGCCUGCUCGUGGCAUGACUGUGCAUUCACGAGGCUUCCUCGGGCUUCGUUGGUGACCAUGCAUCAGCCAUCUCGCCGAGAGUAUGGUAACAUUGUAAAACAGAUCUCAGGUCAGCCACGCGUGAAACUCGGCGAAUGAGUCCGAGGUGACAGCAGC
This is a messenger RNA of Hyaloscypha bicolor E, 680 nucleotides long. RefSeq lists its product as uncharacterized. The transcript has a single exon. Lineage: Eukaryota; Fungi; Ascomycota; Leotiomycetes; Helotiales; Hyaloscyphaceae. The coding region runs from base 112 to 504 and encodes 130 amino acids. The record is from RefSeq and is a predicted model, not a curated record.